AUGCGUGGUUUCCACGCUGUAGCGCGGAAAAUAAGGUCUGUGUUUGUUUUGUCUGCAACAGCGCUGGUUCUGUUUUACUACAUGUUCCAAAACGAGAUCAACAAACUCAACUCGUACGCAGAGACCGAGUCGCUCCCCCACAUCACGGGCAAUGCGAACGACGCCCUGGUAGCGCAUUCCAGUUUCGAACUGGCGGACAAGAACCGGUUCUUCCCACUGCUGCAGGACGUUCCAGAACAGGAGCAGUCGCAGGACGGAGCACGCAACGGCGAAACAGGCGGAGCGACUGCCACGGCUGCAGCGGCCGCUGCGGCGGCCGCCGCAGACGCCAGUGCCAACGGGGCCUCGAACGACAAAGAACUGUACCCCGUGCGAUACGAGAACGGACUCAAGCCGGGGUACUGGCGAGCGACCCGUGGUGCCGGUAGUGAUAGGGUCCAGUCGGACGUGUUUGGAACGGUCGCGACGGCAACUGGCCAGCACCGGGACCGCGUGCGUGACACCUUCGCGAAGAGCUGGAACUGGUUCUACAGGAACCGCGAAAAAUACUCGGGACCGGAAGCCGCGGCUGUGGCCGCGGCUUCGAUGGAACCGCUUUACAUGCUGGGUUUGCCAGCUGUGCUGAUCAAGCAGGCACUUGGGGUCGUCGAAGCAUCACACCAAAGCGUUUUCCGCGUCCAGACCGUUGAUGUUGCUGGGACGGCCAACUGCAUGCUCAGCGGACUUCUCUCUGCGUACGAACUGUCCCAGGGCUCAGACGAGCGCAUGCAAGCGCGUCUGCUGGAACUAGCCACGUCUACGGCGGACUUCCUGCUGCGCGCUUUCGAUACACCGAACCGUAUGCCGAUCCUGCCCUUCCCGGCACAUUCGGCUCUUACCAACCGGUUCCCGUUCAGGCACACCGAGGUGGGCCAACUGGGAGCGCUGUCGCUGGCAUUCACCAAGCUUUCGCAGAUUACCAAGAACGACAAGUAUUUUGAUGCCAUUUACCGUAUCUACCGGGUCGCAGAGCUGUCCAAACACGAAUUCGACAUUGACUAUUUGCUCCCGACCGCGGUCGAUGCAAGCGGAUGCAGCAUGCUGGCUCCCGAAAAGGUCGAGUCCGGGGACCAUCUCCGAGGCUCCAAAGUGAUGAAAUCCAUCCACAACGGGAAGUACGUGCACUGUCUUCAGACGGGCAAAUUUCGCAGCAUAGACGCACAACCACAGUUGUUUGCACUUGACGCGAGGGCGCUUCCCUUCUAUCACAAUCUCGUGAAUUUCCACUUUUUGCUCAAUCAGCACGACAUUUUCGAACACAACGAGCUGACUGCUUACUUGGUCAACGCUCUUGACCGCAUCUCGACGUUACUUGUCUACAAGCCGCUUUUACCCAAUGCCGAGGAUCAAGAGUUUGCGUUCGUCUCUUCUGCUACCACCACCUCGCAUUUCGACACCCUGUCUAACCAGGAUAUAGUGGACGUGGCCCAGAACCACGACAUGCAUCAAACCAGCUGCGCCACGGCCUCUAUGCUCGCACUUGCGGGGAAAUUAUUUCGCAAUGAUACCUUGUCCUCGCAAGCGGCUGCAAUAGCCUCGGCCUGUGCUCACCUAAGCGGAUUAUUGGGAGUUAUGCCUGAAGCCCUCGUCGUGGACAAAUGCUCGAAUGAACCCUGUGACUACAAUCGGCGUCAUUACAAGACAGAUACCGACAAGCCGCUUUUAGACCAGAACCUACCGAGCGUCAAACUUACAGGUGAAACUUCUAGUGACACUAAGAAACCCGCCAAGGCGUACACACUCCGUGACGGAGCUGUGCAUGCCGCACUGGAGGACAAGAGCUACGAAUGGAUCGAGGUUCAAGAGAAUAUGCAGGCUCCUUACCUGCAUGCUGUCGACCCGCACUAUCACUUAUCCUCGGAAGCAAUCGAGGCGGUGUUUUUCCAGUAUCGCAUUACAGGAGAUCAAAUCUGGCAGAAAAGAGGAAUGAAAAUGUUUGACGCUAUGAUGUCUAAAAUUACAAGCACCCAGGCAAAGGGAGUCUCUGAGAUUUCUCCUCUGGACAAUCUGUUUUCAAUUGUUUUUUCACAGAGCCCACCACCUCCUCACUGGUUUACAAAGACUCUUAAAUUUUACUACCUCCUGUUCAGUGACACGCCGGCUUCAUACUCGCUUGACGACUUUGUUUUCGCCAGCAGUGGCCAGACGUUCCGCCGUAAGACCAUCUAUGAUGAGGGUCUUCAGGAAGAGCCAGCCGUCACCUACGCAGCGUUACUUUCUCCAUUGCACUUCUUAAAAAAGGUAUAA
Lachancea mirantina is the source of this 2286-nucleotide messenger RNA. The record is from the annotation of a GenBank genome assembly. Lineage: Eukaryota; Fungi; Ascomycota; Saccharomycetes; Saccharomycetales; Saccharomycetaceae.